Molecule: messenger RNA, 412 nt
Organism: Caenorhabditis sp. 36 PRJEB53466
Lineage: Eukaryota; Metazoa; Nematoda; Chromadorea; Rhabditida; Rhabditidae
Source: the annotation of a GenBank genome assembly
AUGAUGUCGUCCCGAUCGUCGAUCAUUCUGAUGCUUGCCGUGCUCGUCGCCAUCGUCUGCGUCGCCCAGUGCCGAAACAUUCAAUACGGUAGGCGAUCUCUUUUAGUCGGAAAACAGAACAUGACUGUUACCGUCAUCAUUUCAGACGUGGACGAGCUGACUCCGGAGGCGGCGUUCCGCUACGCUCAAUGGGGAGAGAUGCCGCACAAGCGCGUGCCGUCCGCCGGGGACAUGAUGGUAAGGACCGCAUAUCUCGACUGCCAGUAACGAUAUCGAAAAGUUGUCAAUCGAUAAAUUACUCAAAGAGACAUUGCGCACAUUUUAUUAGUUGACACCUUUUUGAUAUCUCUGCCGGCAACUGAGAUAUAACGGAUUGAAGUUUCAGGUCCGAUUUGGGAAGCGGAGCGUCUAG